This is a messenger RNA of Nezara viridula (southern green stink bug), 222 nucleotides long. The record is from the annotation of a GenBank genome assembly. NCBI's taxonomy places the organism in Eukaryota, Metazoa, Arthropoda, Insecta, Hemiptera, Pentatomidae.
AUGUUAGCUCGUCAUGUCAGGCCGGAAGACGCGGUUGGUGACAAGGCAGCCCCACUUCACUCAAAUAGAGUUGUUUCUACAGCCAAUGGGAUAAUGUCCCACUUCGUCAACUUGGAGAUCGUGGUUCCUGAAGCCUUCAUCGUUGGUGCCGCCGAUUACCACGUUGUCCUCGGUGGAACCAUCAACUUAGUCUGUGUCAUCGAAAAGGUGAGCUAUAAUUGA